Peronospora matthiolae is the source of this 831-nucleotide messenger RNA. Lineage: Eukaryota; Oomycota; Peronosporomycetes; Peronosporales; Peronosporaceae. The record is from the annotation of a GenBank genome assembly.
AUGCACUCGCGUCGACCCGAAACCUUGAAGAUCGACGUCUCCAAGUAUAGGGGAGUCGAAGAGGAUUCCCUCCUGAGAUGGUUUGUCGAAUUGGAUGACGCCAUAAGGGCGCGUCGCAUCGACGAUGGGGAUAUGCAAGUUGCAUUUGCCCAGUCAAAUCUGGCAGGACGUGCCAAGACUUGGGCUUUGGAGCUCAAGUUGCACGACCCAUAUGCGUUUGGGUCGUUGGAAGUCUUCAAGUCGCGGCUCAGACAAACGUUUGAACCGCCUAGAGCUGAGUUCAGGGCUCGAACCGAACUCUUGAAGCUCAAACAGGGUAAGCGUGAUGUGCACGCUUACGCCCAACAUAUACGACAUCUCACGAGUUGUAUAAGUUCCAAUCCGGUGGAUGAACACACGUUGGUUUCGUUGUUCAUGCAGGGUCUUGCGGAUGGUCCCGUCAAGACUCACCUGUUCCGACUUGAACUAGAUUCACUAGAACAAGCCAUUUCCAUUGCGGAACAGGAAGACUUCAGUCUGAGACAGGCUCGCGCCAGCUCGACAUCAUAUCGUCAACCGAGACGAUAUGACAACGGAGGUCCAGAGCCGAUGGAACUCUGUUAUGUAGAGAGCGAGAAGGCUCCCUCUACAGACUACAAGAGGUUGCAGAGAUGCAAUAGAUGUCAAAAGACAGGACACUACGCUUACGAGUGUAGUGCCCCUCGUCCAGUGUCUUGCAACACUGGGCGUAGUGACCGUCCACCCAUGAGAAAGGGGCAGGUAAGCGGGUCCGCUGUUGGUGCAAAGACGCAACAACGGGACGGACCGUCAAAAAACGGACAGGAUCAGUAG